GGCCGGAGGCUGCGGCACCUUUAAGACAAGGGAGGACCCCUCAUGCCCUCGGAGCAACCAGGAAGGGAGUCGGGAGCAUCAUACGGGGCUUUGCCUGGUGCUGUACGGUUACUGUAGGGGCAGUGACGCCGCCGCCGCGCGAAGGAGCGACGCGGGGACACACGCGCGGGGACAGCGAGCGCCGCGCACCCCGCGGGCCAGCGGCCGAUCCGCGCAGCCCCCCACCCUCUCCAAAGCCCGGGCCCCCCGGCCCCGGCCCCGCGAGGUCUCGGCGCGGAAGAUGGCCGGCGGCGUGGACGGCCCCAUCGGGAUCCCGUUCCCGGACCACAGCACGGACAUCCUGAGCGGGCUCAACGAGCAGCGCACGCAGGGCCUGCUGUGCGACGUGGUCAUCCUGGUGGAGGGACGCGAGUUCCCGACUCACCGCUCGGUGCUGGCCGCCUGCAGCCAGUACUUCAAGAAGCUCUUCACGUCGGGCGCCGUGGUGGACCAGCAGAACGUGUACGAGAUCGACUUCGUGAGCGCCGAGGCGCUGACGGCCCUCAUGGACUUCGCCUACACGGCCACGCUGACGGUGAGCACGGCCAACGUGGGCGACAUCCUGAGCGCCGCCCGCCUGCUCGAGAUCCCGGCCGUGAGCCACGUGUGCGCCGACCUGCUGGACCGCCAGAUCCUGGCCGCCGAUGCGGGCGCCGAGGCCGGCCAGGUGGACCUGGGGGACGACGUGGACCAGCGCAACCUGCUGCGGGCCAAGGAGUACCUCGAGUUCUUCCAGACCAACCCCAUGAACAGCCUGCCCCCCGGCGCAGCAGCAGCAGCAGCCGCAGCCGCCUUCCCCUGGCCAGCCUUCGGCACCUCCGAGGACGACCUGGACGCCGCCGUCGCGGCCGCGGGCGACUGCAACGGCUUGGAUUUCUACGGGCCGGGACCCCCAGGCGAGCGACCCCCGACGGGGGACGGGGAAGAGGGUGACAGUAACGCGGGCCUGUGGCCGGAGCGGGACGAGGACACCGCCGCAGCCGCCGCCGCCUCCUCCACCGCGACCACCACCAACACCACCACGACCACCGGCGGCGGCGGCGGGGGUCUCUUCCCGCCACCCGCGGCCCCGCCAGCCGCCGCCGCCACGCAGAACGGUCACUACGGCCGGGCCGGGGAGGAGGAGGUGGCCUCGCUGUCCGAGGCGGCCCCGGAGCCGGGAGACUCGCCGGGCUUCCUGUCGGGCGCAGCCGAGGGCGAGGACGGAGACGGGCCCGAGACGGACGGGCUGACGGCCAGCACGCUGCUGCAGAAGAUGAUGGCCUCGGUGGGCCGCGCCGGGGCGCUGGGGACAGGCGACAGCGACGACGAGUCCCGGGCCGACGACAAGGGCGUCAUGGACUACUACCUGAAGUACUUCAGCGCGGCCCACGACGGCGACGUCUACCCGUCCUGGUCGCAGAAAGGCGAGAAGAAGAUCCGCGCCAAGGCCUUCCAGAAAUGUCCCAUCUGCGAGAAGGUGAUCCAGGGAGCGGGCAAGCUGCCGCGCCACAUCCGCACCCACACGGGCGAGAAACCCUACGAGUGCAACAUCUGUAAGGUCCGCUUCACCAGACAGGACAAGCUCAAGGUGCACAUGAGGAAGCACACGGGGGAGAAGCCGUACCUGUGCCAGCAGUGCGGGGCGGCCUUCGCUCACAACUACGACCUUAAGAACCACAUGCGCGUGCACACAGGGCUGCGGCCUUACCAGUGCGACAGCUGCUGCAAGACGUUCGUGCGCUCCGACCACCUGCACAGACACCUCAAGAAGGACGGCUGUAACGGGGUGCCCUCGCGUCGGGGCCGCAAGCCCCGGGUGCGCGGAGGCGGAGGCGGGCCCGACCCCGGCCCCGGCGCCCCGACCCCCGCCGGAGCCCCCGGCCCGGCCGCCGGCUCCCCGGACGCCCGGCGCAACGGCGAGAAGCACUUUAAGGACGACGAGGACGACGAGGACGAGGCCAGCCCCGACGGGCUGAGCCGCUUGAAUGUAGCGGGCGCCGGCGGCCAAGGUGACAGCGGAGGGGGGCCCGGGGCCACGGCCGACGGCAGCUUCACAGCCGGACUCGCCUAGAAACCAAAAAAAAAAAAAAAAAACCACACAAAAAAAAACAAAAAAACGAAACAACAACAACGAAAAAAAAAAACAAAAACCCAGACAGAGAGAGAGAGCGCGCAGACACCCGAGAGAGCGAGUGAGAAAACCACCCACCACCCCCCAAAAUCACAAAACAGAAAAAUUUAUCUAUACGCAGAUACCUAUCUAUAUAUAUAUACAGAUUAUAUAUAUAUAUAUAUGAACGGCACCGAGCCUAGGUUAGCUAGCGCUUUUCUCGAAUCUUCCUCCUCCUCCGUGUCGCCUCUCCCUCCGCAGGGGCCCCCCGCUUCCCCAGCUCCUGCACCCCGCGGCCGGUGGCUGGCUCCUGGGGCUUGGUUUGGGGUUUUUUUGUGCUACACAAGGAUUCCGAACCCCCCUCGCACCCUGGGCGCCCGUGUGGGAUCCCUGGGUCCGAUCCGAGUGAGGCCCUGGGCCAGCCCCGGGGUGCGGGUCAAGUUGGAGAGAAGGGGGUGGCCAUGCGCGCUGGGGAGCUUGGGGGGGCGGCCUUCCCUCCCCUUACCCCCUCACUGGUUCUCCCGAGUCUUGGAGACAAGACCUUAAAUGUUUUUUUGUUUUUUGGUCCGCUCUGAGUGGACGCUAAACCGCCCCGGCCCCAGCUCCCCACCCUCCUUCCUCAGGGCACUUAUUAAGGGGGGGCCCCCCUCCACCCCCCAACCCCAUCCCUCAGCAGCUUCCUCAGCGCCCCCCUGCUCCUCCUGCCUGUGGCCUCGCACCCCGACCCGCCCGAAAACCCACCGAACCUCCUGGCCACCGUCACACAAACCUAUUUAUUGCCAGCCUGGACAGAGGCUGAGAUGCGGUGGCCCGGGACACGGUGCCCCCGGCCCUCCACCUUCCUGCACGGCACUUAGGGCGGGCGGGAGCCCUCCGGGGCCACCCCUCAGACCACCCCCCACUCCCCACCACCACCGCCACGUUUGGAGAUUGGAAAACUUCCGACUUGAUCCAAGCCCCACUUUUUAAAAGCACUUUUUAGAGGUUCCCCUCCCUCCCCCUUAAAAGCCGAAAAUUUACAUAUAGAUUAUAUAUAUAGAUUAAAUAUAUAUAUAUAUAUAAAUAAAAUAUCCCUUCUUCCCCAGAGGGGUAGGCGGCAGCGUGGGGAGGACUAGACUAGGGUCCCCCAAGAUGGCAGGGAUGGGGCGAGUGAGUGAGAGAGAGAGAGAGAGGGUUGGAGUGCUCUGAUGUCACAAAAAAGCAAUAAAAAAAAAAGGAAAACAGGAAAAAAAAACCAACCAACACCCACCACCACCACACAGGUAAAGGGGGCAGAGCAAGGAGCAGGCAGGGACCCCGAGUCUCGGCACUUUGUCACGGGACGGGUACUACACUUUAUCUUAAAUCUUAAUUUAAAAGAAAAAAAAAAUACAUGUUUACAAGUUGCAAUCAACUUCUAUGAAAAAUUUGAAAAGGAAAAAAAAAGCGAGCGAGCGAGAGAGAGAAAGAAAGCAAAAAGAGAUUCCUAAGGAAAAAAAAAAAGUCGAUUUAUUUUUGUACAAAAUAAUAAUAAAAAAAAAACCCAGCGCAACGUAGAAUGCACUUGUGUUCCCCAGGAUGGAAGAGCCGGGUCAGGCAGGGACCGGAGUCGGGGUGUCCAGGGGCUCCCCCAGGGGUCUGGGUGCCUGGGGGUAGGACGGGGGUGCUUUGCAUUGUGGGUACAGUUUGUUCCCCCUCUUUUUUUUUUGUCUUGGUCCCUGUGUCGCCCCCUCGCUCAGGGAUGGACCCGAGAGGGGGUCGGCCUCCCCUCUCCGUCCCCCACCACCACCCUGCUGUCCCCAUUGAGGUGGGUGAGGGUGGCCUCUAGGCUUAACCCUCCCCCCGACACACUCAGCACCCCUCCCUCCCUUUUUUUUUUUUUUUUUUUUAACUCAAAGGCACUGACUGUAACCCUGGGGGCUGGCACCUGCCUCCUCCUCCAAUAUCUGAACCCCCGUUUCUUCCCCCCACAAAAAAAAGGCCCGGUGUUGACCAGGCCACAGGCCACGGACUGGGGGGACGGGGCCGGAGUUGGGGAGAGGAUGUUGGGAAGGCCAGGACCCCCGCAGCCCAUGCCCUCCUGCCCGCAUAUGCAACGCCUGGCAUGGGAUCCUGUGAGUGGCUGCUUAGCCCAGCCCUGACCCUCUCAGACGAGGCUGGGGGUGGCCGGGGGUCGUCACCCCUCCACCCACCCCCAGCCCCACCAGCCAUCUAUCUGUCCACCUGGGCACCCCUGUUGCAAAUGUCUUUCUUGUCCUUUUUUUCUUUUUUUAAAGGGAAAUUUGUGAAAAAGUAGACAGUCAUUGUUCCCGCCCCUCUGUGUCCCCCUUCCCCACCACCACACCCCAGUUGUCUCAGGACGCCCCCCCGCCCCCGGGGCCGGCAGAGGGGCAGGCCCAGGGUCGGUCGGUGCUGGCCUGGCUUCCGCAGUGCAGACUGGACAGGCCCCCCCGCAACACACACCAUUCCCCUCAAACUCCCAGAGAGGUCCCCAAGGGUAAACCCUUUGCCCACACAACCCCCCUCGCAAUAAAACCAACUCCGAGAAUCACAGGCGUGGUCCUGGCCAGCGGUGGUCGCUGCUCACGGGGUAGGGGUGCGGGGAGGCCUGGGGGCUGCAGCCCCCAUGGCAACUUCCACACGACACCCCCCACCCCAAGCCCCGCCGGGGAAUUGCACUAAACCCCUCGCCCCCCAGCUCCUGCUCCGCUUCUGCCAGCCUCCCAACUCUGCCUUAACCGCCAGCCCGUCCGCAAACCCCCUACCCUGGGGGUGGGGAGGCCACCCUCCAGGACACCCCCAGCCCAACCCAGCCCCCUCCCCAGCCCCGCGCAAUCACAUACUGUAUAUAGACGUGGAUCGAUUUUUAUUUUUAUUCUUUAAAUUAAGGUCGUGAUAAAAGUGUUGCCAAAGAUAACUGCUGAAUUCUCGCGUUUCAGGAAAAAAAAAAAAAAAAAAAAACAGAUGGUUGGAGGAGGGUCUUGCUGGCUUGGCCAGAGAGAGCCGAAGGGUUUUUGUUGCUUGGUUGUUUGUGGGGUUUUUCUUUGUGUGUGUGUGUGUGUGUGUGUGUGUGUAUUUUGUUUUUGUUUUAUUUUUGGGGGGGAUUUUUUUUUUAACUGCCUGGUACAAAAAAAAAUUUUUUUUCAAAGUGAAAUUGUCAUUUGCAUCUUGGUAAGGCUGUGUGUAUGUGUGUGUGCGUGUGUGUGUGUGUGUGUGUGUGUGUGUGUGUGUAUGUGUGUGCCAGAGCAGCAGCAGCUAGGGCCAGGCCUGGGGGGCUGCAGGAUGAGGUGGGGGGGUCUGGCCAGAACCCCCUCCUUGCCUGGAGUGACACCCCGCCCCCAGCCUCCAUGGGCCCCCUUGCGUUUGCUGUAGGGUACCAGCUGCACCUGCCUCAGCCAUUUGAAAUUAAGGAAAAAAGUUUAAAAAAAAAAUUUAAAAACCACCAAAAA
Messenger RNA from Ochotona curzoniae (black-lipped pika), 5559 nucleotides. It is a transcript of the gene ZBTB7A, whose product is annotated as zinc finger and BTB domain containing 7A. The coding region runs from base 281 to 2092 and encodes 603 amino acids. The transcript has 3 exons. Gene Ontology annotation, molecular function: RNA polymerase II cis-regulatory region sequence-specific DNA binding; DNA-binding transcription factor activity, RNA polymerase II-specific; protein binding. NCBI's taxonomy places the organism in Eukaryota, Metazoa, Chordata, Mammalia, Lagomorpha, Ochotonidae. The record is from RefSeq and is a predicted model, not a curated record. Gene Ontology annotation, biological process: regulation of transcription by RNA polymerase II.